Molecule: messenger RNA, 1057 nt
Organism: Manihot esculenta (cassava)
Lineage: Eukaryota; Viridiplantae; Streptophyta; Magnoliopsida; Malpighiales; Euphorbiaceae
Product: SRSF protein kinase 1-like
Exons: 3
Coding region: 13-849 (278 amino acids)
Biological process (GO): protein phosphorylation; spliceosomal complex assembly; regulation of mRNA processing
Molecular function (GO): protein kinase activity; ATP binding
Source: RefSeq, a predicted model, not a curated record
UUGCUAUUAUCAAUGAUAGAUCCAUCAAAGGAUCCGAGAAAAUCUGGUGCCCCUCUUAUUCUUCAAAAUGGUAAGGAUAAGACUGUAGUGGAAUCUGCAAUCGCAAAACUAAACGGAGAUUUGACAAGAAAUCAAAAGAAAAAGAUACGAAGAAAGGCCAAGCGAGCAGCUCAGGGGUGUGCAGAAAAGGAAGUUUCUGCUGAUGCUGAUGCAGAUCCUGAAACAUCUGCUAAAGAGGAGUCAUCCGCUAAUGCUAAAACAAACGUUGGUUCCGCUGAAGAGCGGCCUACUACUCCUAACCAUAUAAACAGAGUAUCUGAUGCUGAUGGAACAGAGAAAAAUGGACUAGAAAAUCAGGGUAAUAAGAGGGGGAGCCGCUCCACAAGGAAGAAACUGCUGGCCUCAGUUGACCUGAAGUGUAAAUUGGUGGACUUUGGAAAUGCAUGCUGGACAUACAAACAGUUUACAAAUGAUAUCCAGACGAGACAAUACAGGUGUCCAGAGGUGAUACUUGGAUCUAAAUAUUCCACAUCAGCUGAUCUUUGGUCCUUUGCUUGCAUUUGUUUUGAACUUGCAACUGGUGAUGUGCUUUUUGACCCCCACAGCGGUGACCACUUUGACAGAGAUGAGGACCACUUGGCAUUGAUGAUGGAGCUUCUUGGAAUGAUGCCACGCAAGAUUGCCUUAGGUGGCCGCUAUUCUCGGGACUUCUUUAAUAGAUAUGGCGAUUUGAGGCACAUACGCCGACUGCGUUUUUGGCCCUUGAAUAAGGUCCUCGUUGAGAAGUAUGAAUUCAGUGAAAAGGAGGCAGAAGACAUGAAUGAUUUCAUAACAAAGUUAAAAUUGUAAUGGUUAAAAUAUACAAAAUUUAACUUUAAAUUAAUUUUUAAUAUCUUUUAAUUAAGAUAUUUCAAAAAUACUAGUCAAAUAAUAUGAAAGCAAGAAGAGAGAAGCAGCUAAACACCCAAAAAUAUAUUUGUGUUGGUGCUUACGUAUGGACAUAAAGAUCAAGACUAAGAAAAAGGAGAUGCCAUUAAAGUUAGGACAACGAGCAAGU